Cottoperca gobio is the source of this 1987-nucleotide messenger RNA. It is a transcript of the gene hacd1, whose product is annotated as 3-hydroxyacyl-CoA dehydratase 1. The transcript has 7 exons. The record is from RefSeq and is a predicted model, not a curated record. Gene Ontology annotation, cellular component: endoplasmic reticulum membrane. Gene Ontology annotation, biological process: fatty acid elongation; very long-chain fatty acid biosynthetic process; sphingolipid biosynthetic process. Gene Ontology annotation, molecular function: 3-hydroxyacyl-CoA dehydratase activity. Lineage: Eukaryota; Metazoa; Chordata; Actinopteri; Perciformes; Bovichtidae. Bases 1 to 729 code for a protein of 242 amino acids.
AUGGCGUCCAGCGAGGAGGACGGCACGGUUGAGGAGAAGGAAAACAACAACAAGAGGAGAACGAAAAGCGCCGUCGCUACCGCAUGGCUCACUUUCUACAACAUCGCCAUGACCGCCGGGUGGCUGGUUUUGGCCAUUGCAAUGAUGCGCUUCUACAUCCAGAAGGGCACACACAAGGGUCUGUACAGAAGUAUAGCAAGGACACUCAAGUUUUUCCAGACCUUUGCAUUACUUGAGGUGGGACAUUGUGCCAUUGGAAUUGUGAGGACUUCUGUGAUUGUAACCGGGGUGCAAGUGUGUUCACGGAUCUUUAUGGUUUGGUUCAUCACCAACAGCAUCAGACAGAUCCAGAAUGAAGAAAGCGUUAUCCUAUUCCUGGUUGUGUGGACGGUGACAGAGAUUACCAGAUAUUCCUACUACACAUUCAACCUGCUCCACCACCUGCCGUACUUCAUCAAAUGGGCCAGAUACAACCUCUUCAUCGUCUUGUACCCCCUGGGGGUCGUCGGAGAACUGCUGACCAUUUAUGCCGCCCUGCCGUUCGUACGCAGAUCUGGAAUGUACUCCAUGAGGCUCCCUAACAAGUAUAACGUGUCGUUCGACUACUACUACUGCCUCAUCAUCGUCAUGUUAUCCUACAUCCCACUGUUUCCUCAGCUCUUCUUCCACAUGCUGCGUCAGAGGAGAAGGGUGCUUCACGGGGAGGUCAUAGUGGAGAAGGACGACUAGACAAGCCACCACCUCACGCCUUCGUUUGAGCCAGCCCCGUCACCCUCACCUCCCCCACUUCAUCUUUAGCACCAUCGACCGUUACAUUCUUCAUUGCACGGGACCGGAAGAGCCGCACAGAUGACGACAUGUCUGACGAGAGUGAUAAUCAGGAAGAAAGGAGCUCACCAGUACUGAGCAAUAAUAACUCAUCCUUUAAGUCUUUACAGGAGUGAUUCCUAUCUGAAGGGUAAUAUUGGAAACAUGUUUACAGUCCCAGUGUUGCUGGAGCUUGGGACUCAGCACAGAGUCCUUUAUCAGCCUUACUGCACCUUGUUGCACUGAAAAACAUGAGCCACAGCAGAGUCACAACACCUGUCUGAAGGAGAAAAAGGUAAAGGAGAGGCUUCCAGGGAAAUGUGAAAUGAAACAUGGGGGGAAAAUUGCAAGUUGUGUCUCCUGAGUUGUCCAACCCCCGAACCGACCCAAUUGGCAGUUUUUUAAGUGUAUUCCACCACAGUGAUUUUCUACAGACGUAGCGUGGCUGUACAAAACAAGGUUUAAAAAGAAAAUGUUCAUAGUUCUAUCAUACCUCAACAAUAAAUCUACAUUUAGACAAUAUGCUGCUUCUUUUGUGUAUGUUUGUAAAUGAUGCAAAUGUGAAAUGAGCGGUUAAUAGUAAGCAUAUUUCUUAAAGAUAAUUGACAUACUGUAUCACUUAGAGCAAGCACAGCUCAAACUUAACAUUUCGUCUGCUUGGCUGCUGCAUUCUUCUAUGUUGCUUUGAUGUUUACUAUGUCAAAUUAAUUUACAAGGGUGCAUCUUAAACAAAUUUGAGUCUUCAAAAAAGAUAGACCUUCUAUAGACCGCUGUAGGUGAGACUACAAUUCAGAUUUGUGUGAGCACUCGCAGUCUUUAGUUGCUGAUGUGUGUUUUUUAACAUAAGGAAUCCCAUGUCCGUGUUGGUAGAAAGGUAGUUAGAUUCCCUCCUACUAAAGGUACUACAUCAUUUCAAUCUUCUGUGCAGCUGAAGGAGUGACUGUGAUUGGAGUUGACCUAAAGUAGGAAAACAGGAUGUGAAAUGAUUGAGAGGAAAUGUUGCAUAGCCCAAGUUUAUCUACAAAAAUACACAUUUUUGCUUAUAAUCUGGGUUAGGGAGGAGAGAAACAAUAAAAGUCAAUGUCACAAAAAUCACUGGGAAAGUUAUUUUUCAAGAACUAAACAAUAGAAAUGUGAAAAUACCUUUUUGUGCAAAAUCAAUAAACAAAAUUCUACAAUA